Molecule: messenger RNA, 1413 nt
Organism: Rana temporaria (common frog)
Lineage: Eukaryota; Metazoa; Chordata; Amphibia; Anura; Ranidae
Gene: PDF
Product: peptide deformylase, mitochondrial
Exons: 3
Coding region: 122-862 (246 amino acids)
Biological process (GO): peptidyl-methionine modification; N-terminal protein amino acid modification
Cellular component (GO): mitochondrion
Molecular function (GO): peptide deformylase activity
Source: RefSeq, a predicted model, not a curated record
UCUAUACGGUCAGCCUCCUCCGAUCAAUGUGGAGAGACACGUGACCUUGACAGCGAUUCUGGGAGGAGCUACACUGACCAUGUGACAGGAAACUACAACUCCCAGCAUCCUCUGCAGCUGGAUGACGCGUAAUUUCCGCGCCGGAGAGGCAGUCAUGAAUGGAUCCUGCGCGGUGUUCGCUCUUCUCCGAUCUUCUCACACUUUACUCCUCGGGGGUCUGCAGGCGUCUCACCGAAGCUCCUCCUCCUGGGCCGGCCUUAAGAAGCGCAGUUAUUGGAGGUACCUGAAGAGGUCAGUCCUAGGCACCCCGCCCCCGCCGUACAAGCGAGUGACGCAGACCGGAGAUCCCGUCUUACGCGGUCAGGCUCAGCGCGUUCCUCCAGAACACAUCCCCCGCCCCGAGACGCAGGCCUUACUGCAGAGGAUGACGCAGGUUCUGAGGGGGUGUGGCUGUGUGGGACUGAGCGCCCCCCAGCUGGGGGUUCCUCUACGUGUCAUGGUGCUGGAACUCCCCCAACAUCUCUGCCAGAUGGUUCCUCCCGAUGUGCGGGCGGCUCGAGAAAUGGAACCUUUCCCACUCAAGAUCUUCAUUAACCCGACCAUGAGGAUCCUGGAAUCCCGAACAAUCCACUUCCCGGAGGGGUGCAGCAGUGUGCAGGGCUUCUCCGCCAUCGUCCCCCGCUGCUACUCUGUGCAGGUGACAGGGCUGAAUGAGAAAGGGGAGGAGACAAGCUGGAGGAGCCGGGGCUGGGCGGCCCGCAUUGUUCAGCAUGAGAUGGACCACUUAGAUGGCGUCCUCUACAUCGAUAAAAUGGACCCCCGAACCUUUGUGAAUGUGUGCUGGAUGGAGGUCAAUGACUGAUGGGCAAUCCCAGCAUGGCAAACUCAGGGCGCCUCCUAGUGGUGAGGAGAAGUACUGCACCCCAGAGAGCUGCAGCUGAUAAAUGGAACUUUUUCUCUGACCCGACGCCGAUCUUUUCUCUGACCCGACGCCGAUCUUUUCUCCGACCCGACGCCGAUCUUUUCUCCGACCCGACGCCGAUCUAUUCUCCGACCCGACGCCGAUCUAUUCUCCGACCCGACGCCGAUCUUUUCUCCGACCCGACGCCGAUCUAUUCUCCGACCCGACGCCGAUCUAUUUCUCUGACCCGACGCAUUCUCUGACCCGACGCCGAUCUAUUCUCCGACCCGACGCCAAUCUUUUCUCUGACCCAACGCCGAUCUAUUUCUCUGACCCAACGCCGAUCUAUUUCUCUGACCCCACGCCGAUCUAUUUCUCUGACCCGACGCCGAUCUAUUUCUCCGACCCGACGCCGAUCUAUUCUCCGACCCGACGCCGAUCUAUUCUCUGACCCGACGCCGAUCUAUUUCUCCGACCCGAUGCCAAUUAAAUGUCAGAUUCUUUCACACAAA